Penaeus chinensis is the source of this 542-nucleotide messenger RNA. Its product is annotated as protein lethal(2)essential for life-like. NCBI's taxonomy places the organism in Eukaryota, Metazoa, Arthropoda, Malacostraca, Decapoda, Penaeidae. The transcript has 2 exons. The coding region runs from base 30 to 542 and encodes 170 amino acids. The record is from RefSeq and is a predicted model, not a curated record.
UUAUCUUUAUCUACAUUUCCAAGCGAAAUAUGGAGAAUGAAAAUAAUACCACUCUCAGUGAACAAAAAACAGAAUCUCCCAAAGAGGACUCACUUCUGCCCAUCGUUGAGAAGGGACUUUUCUUCCAUGAUUCUUACUUCGAGGAUAUUCGGAAGCACUUUGAGACAGCCAUCGACCAAAUCCUGGAUACGUGGGGAGAGGCCACGUCCGUGAGUGAUCUCAUGAGUAGCUACAGACGUAUAAGAGAGCGCAAUUUGCAGCAAGAGAACCAAGUCAUGGCCUUCAGCGAAGACGACCAGAAUCAUAAGGUUGUGCUGGAUGUUCAUGACUUCAAGAGUGGAGACGUUAAGGUCAGAGUGGAAGACAAUCAGGUGGUGGUGGAAGGUAGAGUGGAAAAGGAAGAGGACGAAUUCAAGUCCAUGAAAAGCUUCUGUCGACGCUUCAACUUCCCAGGCAAAGUGGCUAUGGAGGGCGUGACUUCUGCAAUGUCCUCCGAUGGCGUCUUGACUAUCGCAGCUCCGAAGAUUCCACAGGCAGCAUAG